Klebsormidium nitens is the source of this 840-nucleotide messenger RNA. NCBI's taxonomy places the organism in Eukaryota, Viridiplantae, Streptophyta, Klebsormidiophyceae, Klebsormidiales, Klebsormidiaceae. The record is from the annotation of a GenBank genome assembly.
AUGGAUGGGGUGUUGGCGAGCGUAUACUUCCUGGUGAAUCAAAGGGGGCCGCCCAAGGAGGACCGGAAGGUCACCAUCCACCCGGAGCAGCGGGUGGUGGGGCUGGAUCCCGGUAAGAGCCCGGACUUCCUGACGGGGGUGACCGUGAGGGGAGACUGGAACGGCAUAGAGCAUCAGAGCGGUGACAUACAUUUCGAGACCAAAGAGUUCUACCACCUAGCGGGGUUCAAGAAGCGCACGUUCCUGAUGAGCCGGUGGAUGGCCAGGGACGUGGAUGUGGCUUGGUUCAACGAGAGAGCCCAAUCCGGAGACGGACUGGGCCUGGAAGAGUUCGGCAGGCGAGUGACGGCGGUCACCGGUAGCAUGUACGCGCUCAUCCGCUUCCACACCGCACGGAGGGUCCGGAAGCUGAGGAGACGAGUGACGGUCGAGAAGCAGCGGGAGGUAGACCGAGUGUGUGCGGACAUCACGGGAGGGAAAGUGGUUGUGGUUGUGCCUUCGUUGAGCAACUUGGCGAUGGGCUGCUUCUGCACGCUCUGUCUCUGUCGCUACGCGUUGGCGCCCUCGCGUGCGCCGUGGUGGUCUUGGACGACGAGUCGGAUGAUGAGAUUUAAGGAAGUAGAACGGCCGAAGUUCUCCCGAUCGGACGGGAUGUUGCUCUUCACAGAACGACGGCUCGCACACGAAGUCCGAGCGAAGAGGCGGGAUGGGGGCGCAGGUGCUCCUCUGCCGGCCUUGUGCGGGGCGCUUCUGGAUUCGACGGGGGACGAGCGGGACGUUCGGACGAACACCAGCAGGAAGAAGCUCCCGGGCUCAGAUGUCUGCGGAUCGCUCAGUUGA